Chara braunii is the source of this 1198-nucleotide messenger RNA. The record is from the annotation of a GenBank genome assembly. NCBI's taxonomy places the organism in Eukaryota, Viridiplantae, Streptophyta, Charophyceae, Charales, Characeae.
AGAUUCUCACCACUUCCUCCAUCGUUGUUGUCGGCUACAGUUGCGAGUUUGGCACGGGGGGUUGAGCAGUCGACAGGAAUGCAUCCACCAAUGGCCGGGGAGGCAGCGUUUUAUGAUCAGCGCAACGACUGCCGAGGCUAUGGGAUGGCCGGUCACUUCGAACGCCCACGUUUCGACAAUAGAGGAAGGCCACCGUUGAAUGCAGCACCAUACGUGCCUCCGGACACGCCUCCCUCGAACAGCUUCCAACCGCCCGCGGAGGGGUACCCAUUCCCGACGAUGUCCGAGCAUCCGGUGAGCAUGUCUUGCGACGCCUCGGAUAACGAACCCGUAAGCACUCCGCAGUGUGGGCAAGGCACACAGCAACCCAUUGACGCACAACCUCCUGCGACCUCCGCUCCUUCAAGUACCGGUGGUAGGGCGAGCGGGCGAAAGCCACGUCAAGGCCGGCAAGCUGCUCCUCGCUCCCCAGGCGCCGAUGGUGAUACCGAGGACGACGGUGAAGGAGGGAAGCAAAAGAAAAAGUCGUGGUCUUUGGAGGAGCGGUUGGCACUGGCGAAAUACAUGCAAGAGGAUGACGCAAUGAUGGCGGCCGUCCAACCGAGACAAAAACACCAGAGGCGAUCGGUGAGGAAUGAUUGGAUGGCGAGGCGAAUGAAGGAGGAUGGGUAUCACCGAUCGGCGGAGGACGUGCGGAAGAAAUGGGCUGACCUGCAAAACAAGUACGGGGAGAUCCACGACAAGUGCAGGGGGUCUGGGAAGCCGUCAUUCUGGGACAUGCCGGCCGAGGACAAGAAGAGGGAGGGCUUGACAUUCCUUUUGGAGGAAGAGUUGUAGGACGAGAUGGCGUGGGUGCAGGGGAAGAGGUCUACCAUGUGUGACAACACGAUGGAGUCCUCCUCGUUGCCUGGUGCACAUAGCGGGGGCUCGGAUAACGGAACCUCCCCUGGCACCCCAAAGGAAGAUUCUGAAAGCAGCAGGAAGUCCCGCCGGACUGAGAGAGGGAAAGCCUCGGCGGAGGAAUGGUGCAGCUCUUCGAGAUCCGGUUCAGGGUUUUCCAUGGAGGAGUCGACACGCACUCUAUGUGCUGGUCUCGGGGAUGCGGCGGGGACUCUCGCCCGGGCGAGUGCGGAAGGUGCACAGCAAAUGGCCACUCAAAUCGGUGCGGUUGCCAGUGCAAUGAAGGACGGUAACGUUG